Messenger RNA from Beta vulgaris subsp. vulgaris (sugar beet), 549 nucleotides. RefSeq lists its product as uncharacterized. NCBI's taxonomy places the organism in Eukaryota, Viridiplantae, Streptophyta, Magnoliopsida, Caryophyllales, Amaranthaceae. The record is from RefSeq and is a predicted model, not a curated record. The transcript has 5 exons. The coding region runs from base 202 to 549 and encodes 115 amino acids.
AAAAAACAUAAUUCUUUUUCCAUGUAGAUAAGAGUGCUGCAAGUAGAAGGAGAUAACUGGGAUAGUGUUGAUAGGAUAAUCCAGUCCUCCAUCAAGAACACACCAGUUGCGUCAUGUCUUAGGAUAAGUGUGGUAUUUGUCCCUGUUAUUGAAGACGGUCAUUGGUGGUGUGCCGCCUUCUCGGUAAACAGGGAGGAGGUGAUGAUCAUAGACUCCAUGGAAACAAAAGAAGCUGCAAAGCUGCAUCACGUAUCAGUAGAGGCAUUGUGCUACGCAAUGGACCGGUAUUUUAGAGCUGUCGACAGUUCCUGGGAUAUCGGGGCUGUGAGCAGAUGGCCGCGUUCUACUCUAAACAUGAAGCAGCAGUCGGACUUGCAUAGCUGCGGAGUUUACAUGUUGUUAGCUAUCAAGCACAAUGCCGAUCGUUUUGUGGAGAGUGUACAAUUGGGAAACAUUGUGGAAGAGCGUAAAUGGUUGCUAUGUGAGGAUGUCAUGUGCGACUUCAACGAGGCCCGCGAAAGUGUGAAGGCUUUCAUGUCCUCUUUGUGA